CAUGAACACUGGAGCAACAUCAUGACGACGCUCAACCAGUCCGACCAGACCUCCCCUCCCCCCUCCCCUCUCUCCUCCUUUCAGCACAAUUUCUCCCUGUUUGUCACCCAUGACCCCUCGCUGUCCCCCUCCUCCUCUUCCUCCUCCUCCUCCUCCUCCUCCUCUUCCUCGCUGACCCCCUCCAACUGCACCAGCUCUCCGUCAGACGCGUCUCCUCCGUACAACUUCUACGCCGUGCUGCUGGUGCUGCUGAUCUUCUGCGUGGUGUUCGGGAACGUGCUGGUGUGCGUGGCCGUGUCGCGUGAGCGCGCGCUGCAGACGACCACCAACUACCUCAUCGUCUCGCUGGCCGUGUCCGACCUGCUGCUGGCGACGCUGGUCAUGCCCUGGGGAGUCUACCUGGAGGUGGUGGGAGAGUGGCACUUCAGCCUCAUCCACUGUGACAUCCUGCUCACCCUCGACGUCAUGAUGUGCACCGCCAGCAUCCUCAACCUCUGCGCCAUCAGCAUCGACAGGUACACAGCGGUUGCCAUGCCGAUGCUCUACAACACCAGGUACAGUUCGAGGAGGAGGGUGGCGGUGAUGAUCGCGGUGGUCUGGUUCCUCUCUUUCGCCAUCUCCUGCCCUUUGCUGUUUGGACUCAACAACACUGUCGGCCGGGAGGGCACCACCUGCAGCUUUGCCGACCCGGCCUUCGUGGUGUACUCGUCUGUUGCCUCCUUCUACGUUCCCUUCAUCGUGACGCUGCUGGUGUACGCUCAGAUCUGCUUGGUGCUGCGCAAACGAGGCAGACGCACCGCGCCGCCGCGCAGACACGGCCUGCAGACGCAGAGCGCCGCCGAGGCGGGAGAAGGUCACCGACACAGGAAGAAUAAGUGUACACAACCAGAGGAUGUGAAGUUGUGCACCCUGAUCCUGAGGCCUGCCACUGCAGGCCCACAGCGCAAGAAAGUGACCCUGGUGAAGGAGGCGGUGGUUCACCCUCUGGAAGUGGAGCCGGGUCAGUUCCUGCCGCAGACCGAGCAGAGCCUGGCUCCUCCUCCUCCUCCCCCGGCUCCCCAGACCUCCUCCUCCUCCUCCCAUGCCGGACGGGCCAGGAUCUCCCUCGCCAUCUCGGUUGGCCCCGCCCCCGUCCUCCCCUCCACGGUGACGAGGUCGGCCCUGAUGCCCCGCCCGCCCACCCUGGUGGAUGGCAUGAGGGGCCGUGAGGGGUGGAGGGAGCGCAGCGGGGGGAGGGAGAAGUGGGGGAUCACCAAGGAGCGCGUGAGAGGGAGGCUGUCGCAGCAGAAGGAGCGCAAGGCCACAAAGAUGCUCGCUAUUGUGCUGGGUGUGUUCAUCAUCUGCUGGCUGCCUUUCUUCCUGACCCACGUGCUGAAGGCCCACUGCAGGAGCUGCUGCAUCUCGCCCUCGCUAUACAGCGCUGUCACCUGGCUGGGAUACCUCAACAGCGCCGUCAACCCCGUCAUCUACACCACUUUCAACAUCGAGUUUCGCAAAGCCUUCAUCAAGAUCCUGCACUGCUGAGAGAGCCGGAGAGACGAGAAGCGUCAACUGUCAAGAAGCAGAAAGCGUCUGAUGUUGGUUUGAGGUGAGAGAGACAAGAACGAAAGAAGUAGCUGUCGGUUUUGAUACACAGAAAAAAAGAGGAUGAGACACGAGAUUUGGACUGACGAGGUAAGUGGUACAAUCUUUUCUGGCAAACAGAAGUCAGGAGAAAUGUAACCAGCAGCACAGAUGAGACUGAAGGAAGACAGGAACACGCAUACAGAGGGGAUGAAAACAGGCAGACGACCAUAAAAAAGAAGGAGUGUGACAAGUAAAAGACAAGAACACAAACCAGACUGGAGAUAUUUAUAGAGAAGAAGACAUGCACUGUGUUGUGUACAUACAGUCCGUAAGGGGAAUAUGUGAGGACUGAUCUCUCCAGACUGAAAGACUCCCUGAGACGUGACUGUUUUUCCAACGCUUGUUGACUUUCCCUGUUGUAUUCUUGUAAUCUUGACACGAGGCAUCUUGUUAUUUGUUUGCAUGUGUUUGUGUUUCUCAGAGGACUGGAACAAGUCAAAGAGGCAAAGAGAAAAAACUUUGACCAACGAGCCCUUUACACAAGUUUUUUGUGUGUUUUUAUGUGUAUUUUUUCUCUCUACUUUCAUGCCCAGGGCUCAAUCAUUUUUAACAAUUUUUGAAAACCCACUGAAGAUACAUCAAGGCAGAAUUAUUAAAUUGAUGAUUGGGCAGACAGAAGAAGAAAGCUCUCAUCUCAGUUAAUGCAUACUUUUUUUUUUUCGUCUUUAAUGAGUGUGCAAACGUAACAUUUCGUCUUGUAAAUUAUCAUUUCACUGGUUCAGAUCGAGGGCUUACAAGUGUUGUACAAAGAAUUGUUAAUAAUAAUAACAAUAAACAUUCAUUGCUUAUUUUG
Molecule: messenger RNA, 2419 nt
Organism: Centropristis striata (black sea bass)
Lineage: Eukaryota; Metazoa; Chordata; Actinopteri; Perciformes; Serranidae
Gene: drd2l
Product: dopamine receptor D2 like
Exons: 7
Coding region: 22-1524 (500 amino acids)
Biological process (GO): adenylate cyclase-activating adrenergic receptor signaling pathway
Cellular component (GO): glutamatergic synapse; presynaptic membrane
Molecular function (GO): dopamine neurotransmitter receptor activity, coupled via Gi/Go; G protein-coupled receptor activity
Source: RefSeq, a predicted model, not a curated record